GUCAUGCUGGGGUCCCGCCCCCUCCUCCCUCCCUCUCUCCCUACCUCCAGGUCCCCUGUCCCACAGACCCACUGGCAGGCACUGCCGGGCAGGACGAUCUCGAGCCGGCUCCCGGCGAAGCACCGCGGAGGAGCUGACCCGCUCGCGGGGCCCGGGCACGGGCGAGCUGCUGGGACCUUCCCUUCCGCACGGGGCGGCGCAGAGCUGGAGCCUCCGCGGGUGCCCGGGCACGGCGGACCGACGGCCAGCUUCCCCGCGCCCGGCGCCCCGAGGCAGGGGACGCGGCGACAUGGCCGUGCGUGUCGGCCUCCUGCUGCGGGCGCUGCCGCUGCUGCUGUGGGGCGGCCUGGACGUCCAGCACGCCCAGCGCGUAGGCCAGGAGCUGCGCAGGGAGGCUGAGUUAUUCUUGGAGAAGUACGGAUAUCUCGAUGAUCAGGUCCCCAAAGGUCCCACCUCCACGCGAUUCCGCAAUGCCAUCAGGGAGUUCCAGUGGGUGUCCCAGCUGCCCAUCAGUGGCGUGCUAGACUCGGCUACCCUGCGCCAGAUGACACAGCCCCGCUGCGGAGUAGCAGAUACUGACAGCCAGGUGGCCUGGACCCAGAGAGUCAGUGCCCUUUUUGCUGGACGCCGGGCCAAAAUGAGGCGUAAGAAACGCUUUGCAGGGCAAGGCAACAAGUGGUACAAGCAGCACCUCUCCUACCGCCUGGUAAACUGGCCCCAGCACCUGCCCGAGCCGGCAGUUCGGGGGGCCGUGCGCGCCGCCUUCCAGCUGUGGAGCAACGUCUCGGCGCUGGAGUUCUGGGAGGCUCCGGCCACAGGCCCCGCUGACAUCCGCCUCACCUUCUUCCAAGGGGACCACAACGACGGGCUGAGCAACGCCUUCGAUGGCCCAGGGGGCGCCCUGGCGCACGCCUUCCUGCCCCGCCGCGGCGAAGCGCACUUCGACCGAGACGAGCGCUGGUCCCUGAGCCGCCGCCGCGGGCGCAACCUGUUCGUGGUGCUGGCGCAUGAGAUCGGCCACACGCUCGGCCUGACCCACUCGGCGGCGCCGCGCGCGCUCAUGGCGCCCUACUAUAAGAAGCUGGGCCGCGACGCGCUGCUCAGCUGGGACGACGUGCUGGCCGUGCAGGGCCUGUAUGGGAAGCCCCAGGGGGGCUCAGUGGCCAUCCAGCUCCCGGGAAAGCUGUUCACUGACUUUGAGGCCUGGGACCCCCACAGACUCCAGGGAAGGCACCCCGAAACCCGGGGUCCUAAAUAUUGCCACUCUUCCUUCGAUGCCAUCACUGUAGAUGGGCAACAGCAACUGUACAUUUUUCAAGGGAGCCACUUCUGGGAGGUAUCAGCUGAUGGCAACGUCUCCGAGCCCCUCCCACUACAGGAAAGGUGGGCGGGACUGCCCCCCCACAUUGAGGCUGCAGCAGUAUCACUGGAGGAUGGAGACUUCUACUUCUUCAAAGGAAGUCGAUGCUGGAGGUUCCGGGGCACCAAGCCAGUGUGGGGCUCACCACAGCUGUGCCGGACAGGGGGCCUGCCUCGCCACCCCGAUGCAGCCCUCUUCUUCCCUCCUCUGAGCCGCCUCAUCCUCUUCAAAGGCCCCCGCUACUAUGUGCUGGCCCCAGGGGGACUGCAGGUGGAGCCCUACUACCCCCGAGGCCUGCAGGACUGGGGCAGUGUCCCUAAGGAGGUCAGUGGUGCCCUGCCCAGGCCCAACGGCUCCAUCAUCUUCUUCAGAGAUGAUCGCUACUGGUCCCUGGACCAGGCCAAACGUCAGACAACUGCCUCAGGCCGCUGGGCCACAGAGCUGCCCUGGAUGGGCUGCUGGCACGCCAACUCAGGGGGCGCCCUGUUCUGAAGAUGCCCCCAACCUCUUAGUGGACUGCGGAUGCCCUCAUGGCCAACUUGUGUCUCCUGCCCCAAGGACAGACCCUGUCUGGAAGCCUCUGGGGCUCCCUGCAGAAGUCCGGGCAGGAAAGUUUGCCUGCGUUUGUUCCCUGGAGAAUGUCUUUGUGCUGUCAAGACAUUGAUCUUUGUGGGAUCAAUCCAACGAACGAGAAGCCAAAAAGGGUUCCAGAUGCCAUGACCCUUUCCCCAAGGACCCUUUCCUCCCCAGUCCUGGGGAAUUUUGUUUUUUUCCCUAAAGAUGCAAUUCCUGUCUGUGGGGCUACAGCAUUGGGCAACCAGGAAGGAUGCAAAACAACAGAGCGGUUGGGACCACUUUGCAAGACCGUCCCUUGCUCUCAGGACCUCCUUGUCAGUCCAUGGAGAAAUGUGUCUUAUUUAAUCAGAGGCCCCACCCCUCAGGAAGCUUAGAUGGGUUGGGUACAAGGGUCUCCAAUUUCAGGGGCAUCAGGACCAGAACAAGAAGGAGACUGAACAAGAAGCAGGCCUGCUGGGCCGUUUUUUGUGGAAUAAAGAAAUGCCCCAGCUGGUGGGCUUGGA
Molecule: messenger RNA, 2439 nt
Organism: Camelus dromedarius (Arabian camel)
Lineage: Eukaryota; Metazoa; Chordata; Mammalia; Artiodactyla; Camelidae
Gene: MMP28
Product: matrix metallopeptidase 28
Exons: 8
Coding region: 290-1852 (520 amino acids)
Biological process (GO): extracellular matrix organization; collagen catabolic process; proteolysis
Cellular component (GO): extracellular matrix
Molecular function (GO): metalloendopeptidase activity; zinc ion binding
Source: RefSeq, a predicted model, not a curated record